AUGAGUCUUUCCUUUGUUUCCUCCGCCGUCCAAACGGGACGAUCCGAUGGAGGUUAUGACGAGGUUCAAAUUGAAAGCAAAGAAAAGGAGGCCGUCAACAAGCGGAACGAACACAAGCCACUCUUCGAACAAUUACGGAAAAACCAAGAAGAGGAAGAUGCCAAACAGGAAGAAAUGCAGUUGCAAAUGAUGAGAGGGACUUGUGCCUUGGACGAAGACGAUGUGGCUUAUUUGGAUUCCUUGGAGAAACGAAAAUUGGAAAAACAACGAGAAAUUCAGCAACAAACUCAAGAUGAAAUUGCUAUGUUUCGAGCAGCACGAGUGCAAAAACAGGAGUCUACCUUGGACGAUGACGAUGACGAUGACGACGACGACGAAAGUGAUGGAUCAAUAGUGCCACUAGAGAAAAAGAUGAAACCAGUGGAAGCUGAACCUUCCAAAGCAGCCGCCCCAGUAGUUAAGAAAGGACCCAUGAUUGUAAUCAAGAAAAGGAAACGAAAGGGUGCUACUGCUGAACCAACCAAUAAGCCCAAGGCUCUUGAAUCCAAACGGAAAGAGCAACCAGAGGAGAAAAAAGGAGAACCGAAGCAAGAGAAAGCCGAAAAGAGCAACCAAGGGGGUGGAUUGGGUGGACUUCUUGGGGGGUACGGUUCUUCUGAUGAUAACAGCGAUUAA
Molecule: messenger RNA, 675 nt
Organism: Cylindrotheca closterium
Lineage: Eukaryota; Bacillariophyta; Bacillariophyceae; Bacillariales; Bacillariaceae
Source: the annotation of a GenBank genome assembly